CCUGCAUUCAAUGGCGCCGUGUUAGGGAUUUCUGGAGGCUUAUAUGAUCGCCGCCGAGCCUAUCCAAUACCUGCGAACGACCCCUGUCUGGACCUUGAUCUUCUUCAGGAGCUCUGCUGGUGGCUUUAAACCUAACGGCUUAGAUUUGACGGAGAUCGGUACGGUAGGAGCGCAUCCCUCACCUUAGUGUUGGUCAGCAUGGUAGUAGCUGCAUACGUCAAGGGCCUCGGUGAUGGAAUGGAGCUGAGAUGUGAAAAGUUCCGAUGUCGCUGGAUCGAAAUGAAUCGUGGUCUCGAGUUCGAAAAAGUCCGAAAGAAGUUGGUCCGCGUUAAUCUGUUAAUUGCGCUUGCAAAGUCCAGCUUUGAGUCCAGCUGCUGCUUGAGAACUCUAACCUUGCAACAUUCCAAAGCCCGCGCUAUCGCAAAAUGUCCGCCGCACCUCACCACUCCCUUCUAGACCUCGUGCGGAGGGCGAACGGUUUCUCGCUCGCCACGGAAGAGGAUAUCAUUUACCCUACUCGGGCCGAACGCGUAGGCUGGUCGCUCCAAGCCACGGACAAUGUCAUCAUAGGGUACAUUCAACCGGAGGUCCGGCGGCACCUUUCUGCUCACCCAGAGGUUUUCGAGGUCCAGGAACACUGCGUACGCAUUCACUCUUCCCUGACGACAGCCGACGCGAGAACCGAAGCGGUCGAACGUGUCCUUCUUGAAUUCAGAAACGAGAGCAGCAGAGAUCACCCUCUCUUUGGAUGUCUACAUGGAUGGCGAAACGAGCGCUAUGACGUACAUAAUGGGAAAGGCGUCUACAUGAGAGUCGAGCGAGCUGCCGCUGGAUUGCUUGGAGUCCGCUCAUAUGGAUGUCAUUUGAACGGUUAUGUCCGUGACCCAGCUACUGGUGCGAUCAAAAUGUGGAUAGCGAGGCGAAGCGCGACGAAACAGACAUAUCCGAACAUGUUGGACAACCUGGUUGGUGGCGGGCUAGCAGCUGGAGUUCAUCCAUACAAGAACAUCAUCAAAGAGUGCCAUGAGGAGGCCGGAUUGGAUCCAGCGACUGUGAAAGCAGGAUUGAGGAGCGUGGGAGCUAUCUCUUUCUUCUUGGACGACGCCAAAAGAGGAUGGGUGCCCGACACAGAGUAUGUCUACGAUAUGGAAUUGUCUACCCACUUUGCCCCCAGGGCAGUCGAUGGCGAAGUACAGGCAUUCUAUCUCAUGGAUCUCGACACGGUUCAAGCCCACUUGCAUCGUGGAGAGUUCAUGCCCGAGUCAGGCCUGGUCAUUAUCGAGUUUCUGAUUCGAUUCGGCGUCAUUACAGCUUCCAAUGAACCAGACUAUGUGGAAAUCAUCAUGGGAAUGCAUAGGAAGUUGCGGGCCCCUGGGCCCCGCUUCACGGCGUAGAGUUAAGUAGAUUAGAGUAGGGCAUAUGGGGACGGGACCUCUGUCAGGGGUCUCUUUCGGCUGCACAUACUGUACCUUGACUCCUGUCUACAGAACGGGCUGCCGAAGUAUGUCAUCAAAGCCUUUCCCCU
Molecule: messenger RNA, 1525 nt
Organism: Fimicolochytrium jonesii
Lineage: Eukaryota; Fungi; Chytridiomycota; Chytridiomycetes; Spizellomycetales; Powellomycetaceae
Exons: 4
Coding region: 426-1394 (322 amino acids)
Molecular function (GO): 8-oxo-dGDP phosphatase activity
Source: RefSeq, a predicted model, not a curated record